AUGUUUGAGCAGACAAUUAUUUUUAUUAUAAAAGAUAAAGUAAUACCAGAAAGAAGUUGUCAUACUCGAGUUAAAACAAUUGUUAUUACUAUUCAACAAAAUGAACUUAAUAAAGCUAAUCACACUAAUGAUAUGGAUAUAGCACAGAAACAACGUCAACAAGAUUUAUUAAUAGGUAAUAAAACUCAAGAACAAGAUCGUGAAUCAAAUACACAACAACGUCAACAAGAACAAUUUUUAGCUGACCAACAAGGAUAA
Molecule: messenger RNA, 258 nt
Organism: Rotaria sp. Silwood2
Lineage: Eukaryota; Metazoa; Rotifera; Eurotatoria; Philodinida; Philodinidae
Source: the annotation of a GenBank genome assembly